AUGUCGAAGAAAAAGGACAAAAAGACUGUAUUACGAGAUUUCACUCUAGAUGACUGUGCAAAUGCCACUAAAGCAGUGAAAACCCUCAAGAAAUCAGUCUUACAAACAGACACAGUUGAAGCUUCUUGGGAUGAAAUCCAGGAUGACUUAGAUAUCGUUGAAGAAAUCGCACCAGACGGUACUAAAAAACUUGUAUGCAAACAAAAGAAAUCACAAUCUGUACUAAUAAAAGACCGUCCCGGAUUGGAAUACCCAGAAAUAGUUUGGUAUUUAAUAUCAAAGUACAUAAAACCAGAAGACAUAGCUACGUUUGCCAGAAUUAAUAAAGCAGCAUACCGUGCAACUAAAAAUAAAUCAUUUUGGCUAUUACUUUAUAAAAGACAUUGUGAGUACCAUCCUAGACUGCCAGAGAAGCUACGCAGUGACAGUUUCAAAGCUUACGGACUGAGGCAGACGGUUAUCAGAGCACUGUUUUAUACUUACGAUGUGUUCGUAAAGCGUAUUGCUCAAAUGGCUACACAAGACAGCACACCACACUUACUGGUAAACCGGAGGUGUGUUAAUGUAUGGUUCUGUAAAGGUUUAACACACUGGUCCGUGUAUUUCAAGUUAAAAAAGAUCAAACUGCACAGAGAAAAGAAUGCUCUCGAUUUUAUUGAGGAGUUGGGGAGGAUUGAUGCUAAUCCUGAAGAGGAUACUCAAGUAUUACAUGUGACCUGCAAGAGUUUUCAAGAAGUCCCGCCCCUCAUGGGUAUGACCCUGACAUCAGUAUCUAUGACCCUCGCCAAGGGGUUCCGAUACCACAGGCUCACCCUCGGUUUCAACAGCGCACCUUACACCACUAAAGGUGUAUUGCCGGAAUGUUCCGUAAUGCUGGACGCCGUGGUUGGCGCGCUCGUCUGCGACUGGUGGCACCCCGCCUACCCUCACGGAGAGGUGUUGCUUCCGAGACAGGAGCCCCCACUCCUCAAGAGAAACUUCUUCGACGAAGACAGGUCGUGA
Messenger RNA from Arctia plantaginis, 1002 nucleotides. NCBI's taxonomy places the organism in Eukaryota, Metazoa, Arthropoda, Insecta, Lepidoptera, Erebidae. The record is from the annotation of a GenBank genome assembly.